AUGCCCAAUUACGUGAAGUUUAUGAAGGAUAUUUUGUCCAAGAAGAAAAGGCUUAGUGAGAAUAAGACUGUUGCUUUGAUGAAGGAGUGCAAUGCGUUCUUACAAAAUAAGCUACCUCCUAAAAUGAAAGACCCUAAAAGCUUUACAAUACCUUGUAACAUCAGAGAAUCUUACCACGAUAAAGCUUUGUUCGACCUUGGAGUAAGCAUCAACUUGAUGCCCAAAUCUAUUUUCAAACUGUUAGGAAUAGGUGAAGUAAAAUCCACUACUGUGAAACUUCAACUUAUGAAUUCUUCAUUAGCAUAUCUCGAGGGAAAGAUCGAGGAUGUUUUCGUAAAAGUUGAUAACUUUAUUUUUCCUGAUGACUUUAUUAUGUUAGACUUUGAAGCAGGUAGGGAAGUUCUGAUCAUCAUUGGGAGACCUUUCCUAGCCAUGGGAAGAAUGUUGGUAGAUGUGCAAAAAGGUGAACUCACCAUGCGAGUUGAAGAUGAUAAGGUAACAUUAACAUUCUGA
This is a messenger RNA of Gossypium raimondii (Peruvian cotton), 513 nucleotides long. RefSeq lists its product as uncharacterized. The record is from RefSeq and is a predicted model, not a curated record. NCBI's taxonomy places the organism in Eukaryota, Viridiplantae, Streptophyta, Magnoliopsida, Malvales, Malvaceae. The transcript has a single exon. The coding region runs from base 1 to 513 and encodes 170 amino acids.